AUGGCACAAAAUUCCUCAUCCCCUGUUCCCAAAAGUCAAAGUGCUUCAUAUACAAUUCCUCCCGAAACUCUCUCCGCCUUCCGAGCAAACCCAUGGACCGCUUCAUUCAUCUCUAAAGGAGACUAUUUCCCCAUCGAGACAUCUGCACGUGUUAAGAAGCCAUUGGGCGAGGACGCCUUCAUUGCCGAAACUAUUGCCACACCUACCACGAUCCCACACUGCCUGACCCUCCAGCACCGCAACCCCAUUGCGCCAGCUUCAGAGCCGCCCUCUCUGCCCGCACCGCCAGCAAAAUGGCCGAAAAUAACGACACCGCCGAAUAUUGUAACUCUUUUUGAGUUUGGCAACCCGGGAAUCAGUGGGCAUCCCAAUACCGCCCACGGUGGAGUCAUCUCGACACUAAUUGAUGAGAUGAUGUCUGUUGCGAUUGCCAUGCAUAUUCCUGGGUACACAUUUAAUGAAGCCACAGAAAGGGGGCGGAUAUAUACACUACAACUGGACGUACGGUUUAGAAACCCGGUAUAUGUUCCCGGCCCGGCAGUGUUGAAGACCUGGUGUAUAUCCAAAGUUGGGAGGAAGUUUUGGCUGAGGGCGCAGGUGCUGCAAGAGGAAGGGUUGGGCGAUGAGAAGGCCGCUGCUCAACCUCUGGAGUGGGCGAAGAAAAAGGUGGUAUGUACAGAGGCGUUGGGGUUCUUCCUGCAACUUCCAAGUGAAAAGUUAUGA
Molecule: messenger RNA, 723 nt
Organism: Ophidiomyces ophidiicola
Lineage: Eukaryota; Fungi; Ascomycota; Eurotiomycetes; Onygenales; Onygenaceae
Exons: 1
Coding region: 1-723 (240 amino acids)
Source: RefSeq, a predicted model, not a curated record